AUGGACGACCUUUAUGACGAGUUCGGCAACUUUAUCGGUGAAGCAGCAUCUGAUGAAGAAGGAACCCAAGAUGGCGACGCCGGCCAGAAUUACGUCUACGACGAGGACUCGGAUACCGAGCAGCAACCGCAGGCUGAUCAGUUGAUGGAAGUGGAUGACGAGGGGCCAUCGAAUGCAGUGAUACUACACGAAGACAAGCAAUAUUACCCCACGGCGCAACAAGUCUAUGGGGAAGAUGUCGAGACCAUGGUCCAAGAAGAAGAUGCCCAACCACUGACACAGCCGAUUAUCGCGCCGGUCACGCAGAAGAAAUUCCAGGUCCAAGAGGCAGAUCUCCCUCCUGUUUUCUAUUCGAGGGAUUUCAUGACCGAUCUUUUGAGUUUUCCAGAAGGAAUCAGAAAUAUUGCAGUGGCGGGGCAUUUGCACCAUGGGAAGACUGCAUUUGUCGAUAUGUUGGUGAUGCAGACCCAUGAUCUGCAAGAUAGACUGGACAAGAGGGUAGGUAAGAGAAGAGACGAACAGCUGAGAUACACGGAUACGCAUUUCCUCGAGCGAGAGAGAGGCGUCUCGAUCAAAGCUGCUCCCAUCAGCCUUGUCAUGCAAGGAACACGCGGAAAAUCACAAAUUCUGAACAUAAUUGACACGCCUGGACAUGUCAACUUCGUCGAUGAGGUUGCUUCAAGUCUAAGACUGGUCGAUGGGGUUGUUCUCGUCGUCGACGUGGUUGAGGGCGUCCAGAUCAAUACCGAGCAAAUCAUCAAACAUGCGGUGCUCGAAGAUUUACCUAUGGUCUUGGUCAUCAACAAGAUGGAUCGCUUGAUUCUCGAGUUGAAGAUCCCACCGACUGAUGCAUAUUUUAAGUUGAAGCACGUGGUCGAAGAAGUCAACACCAUCAUUGAAAACACUAUCCCGGGCCGAGGAGAGAAGAGGAGGCUGUCACCUGAGAAAGGCAACGUUGCCUUCGCCUGCACAUCCAUGGGGUGGAUUUUCACACUGCCCUCAUUUGCAAAAAUGUAUGCCGAGACCUAUCAAAAAGUCGACGCGGCAGAGUUCUCUAAGAGGCUUUGGGGUGACAUUUUCUUCAACCCCCGGAGCCGCAAGUUCACCAGAAAAGGAAUGGAGGAGGGGUCGAAGAGAGCUUUUGUCAACUUUGUGCUGGAACCCAUCUACAAACUGUACUCGCAUACCAUCAGCGAAAGUCCUGAAGAUCUCGAAGCGACACUCAAGACCUUGGGAAUAUCUCUGAAGCCGUCGGAGCUGAAGUCAGAUGCGAAAGUGCUACUUAAGCUGGUUUGCGCACAGUUUUUCGGUCCGGCGGGUGGAUUUGUUGACAUGAUUGUGCAACAUCUGCCGUCUCCUGUUGAUGGGACGAAACGGCUACUGGAACACUACUACACAGGCCCAGCGGACUCUCCCGUUGCGGAGUCCAUGUCGAAGUGUGAUUCGGAAGGGCCUCUAGUUGUCCACAUAACCAAGCUGUUCAACACCGCGGAUGCCAAAACUUUCAACGCCUUCGGUCGAAUCUUAUCUGGCACGGCCUCGCCUGAUCACACUGUCCGAGUGCUUGGUGAAGCGUACAGCCUUGAAGAUGAGGAAGACUCGACGACUGCGACGAUCACAUCAACUUUUCUUGACUGCUCGCGUUACAAUAUUCCUGUCUCAGGGGUCCCUGCGGGUAAUCUUGUCCUCCUUGCUGGUAUUGACAACUCCAUCGUUAAGACUGCAACUGUUGUCGCUGAAGAGUUUCCCAACAAUGAGGGUGCUUAUAUCUUCCAGCCUAUUCGACACUUUACCGAAUCUGUUUUCAAGGUUGCAGUGGAACCAAUAAAUCCUUCGGAACUACCCAAAAUGCUCGAGGGUCUGCGCAAGGUCAACAAGUCGUACCCGCUGAUCACGACAAAGGUCGAGGAAUCUGGCGAGCAUGUUGUUCUUGGGACAGGCGAACUAUACAUGGACUGCGUGCUGCAUGAUUUGAGAACAUUGUACGCAGAAAUGGACAUCAAAGUCUCCGAUCCUGUCACUCGGUUCUGCGAGACUGUCACCGAAACAAGUGCGAUCAUGUGUUACGCAUUGACUCCCAACAAGAAAAACAAGUUGACCAUGAUCGCCGAACCCCUCGAUGAUGGUAUUGCUGAAGACAUUGAAGCUGGAGUUGUGAAAAUCCGGGACCCUAUUCGAAAAGUCGCUAAGUUCUUUGAAGAGAAAUAUGAAUGGGACAAGUUGGCCGCGCGGUCCAUUUGGGCUUUUGGCCCGGAGGAGAUGGGGCCCAACAUACUUUGCGACGACACGCUCCCUUCGACCACUGACAAAAAGCUUCUCAGAACAGUGCAGGAAAGCAUCAAACAAGGCUUCUCUUGGGGCACGCGUGAAGGACCGUUGUGCGAAGAGCCCAUCCGCAACACCAAGUUCCGGCUUACAGGUGCCGAACUCGCCGCGGAACCUAUCUUCCGUGGUGGCGGGCAAAUCAUCCCCACGGCUCGACGUGCGGUGUAUAGUUCUUUCUUGAUGGCUGGACCAAGGCUCAUGGAACCGGUUUACAGUGUUCACAUGACCGGACCUGCAGACUCGAUUUCGGGUCUUUACACCGUUCUGAUGAAGAGGCGGGGGCAUGUUGUUUCUGACGGGCCUGUGGCAGGCACGCCUCUAUAUGCUGCCAAGGCUCUGCUGCCAGUCAUCGAUAGUUUCGGUUUCGAGACUGACCUCCGCAUUCACAGUCAGGGUGCUGCGAGUGUCUCUUUGGUUUUUGACCGCUGGGACGUUGUCCCAGGUGAUCCACUUGACAAGAGCAUCCGGAUUCGGCCUCUCGAAAUGGCUGGGCCUCAGCAAGCCGCCAGAGACUUUGUGCUCAAGACCAGGCGGAGAAAGGGAUUGAGUGAGGAUGUCGACGUGAAACGUUUCUUGGAGCCAGAACUACUGGCCGGUUUACGAGAAAGCGGUAUUCUGGAUUAA
Molecule: messenger RNA, 2949 nt
Organism: Capronia epimyces CBS 606.96
Lineage: Eukaryota; Fungi; Ascomycota; Eurotiomycetes; Chaetothyriales; Herpotrichiellaceae
Product: elongation factor 2
Exons: 2
Coding region: 1-2949 (982 amino acids)
Biological process (GO): mRNA splicing, via spliceosome
Cellular component (GO): U4/U6 x U5 tri-snRNP complex; U2-type catalytic step 2 spliceosome; cytosol
Molecular function (GO): translation elongation factor activity; GTPase activity; GTP binding
Source: RefSeq, a predicted model, not a curated record